AUGGACACCGUGACAGCUGACCUGCAGCGGCCAUUACUAUGGACCUUACUUUAUACUGACGACGUGAUGCUGGCAGCAGAAAACAAGCUUGAUCUGCAGAGCCAAACUGAAAAAUGGAGCGACCGGUUGCCGCAACACGGUUUGCGCCUUAAUUUGAAGAAAAGCGAGUACAUGACAUCAGACAGACAUGAAAUGGGAACCAUCCUAAUUAAUGGUGAAGAUCUGACUCGUGCGGACAUCGGGCCGAGCAGCACGAGCGACGAUGAAACGAUGGGUCCACGGCGCGGCGGUCGUCUGCUGAGCGGGGGCGGCGGGGGCGUGCCGGCUCCGCCGUACAGCAAGCAGGACAUCCGCGAGCAGUACUGCAUCACCAGCAAGCAGCUGGACGUGCUCGAGCGCCACCGCGCCUCCUCCGGCGGCGACUGGCUGCUCGGCUGCCUCUCCUCCUACCAGGAGGGCACGUGCCGCGCAGUCAAGCGGUCGUCGCUGCUGUCGGUGUGCGUGCGGCGGCGCGCCCCCAGCGACGAGAACCUGCCCGAGCUGUGCCGCCGCCCCCUGCCGCCGCCCCCGCCCCCGCCGCCGCCGGCGCAGGCGCACCCCUCCGGCCGGCCGCACAAGCACGUCAGCUUCGCGCGCUCGCACACGCUCACCUCGUUCGACGUGGGCAGCUGCAGCCUGGCGCGCUCCAGGGAGCGCCUCGUCGACGGCAAGGAGCGCGCCGCCCUCAGGCCGCAGCCGCCCGCGGACGGGCCCAAGGUGGUCGUGCUCGAGAAGCUGAAGCGCGCGCCUAUGAAGACGCAGGCGACGCAGACGGACGUGUGUCUGGGGAGGAGACCUCUCGUACCAAACUACCUGUCCCUCAGCCCGCGCACCAUACACAGGGUGCGGAUGGUGUCGCAGUUCGCGCAGACCAACGGCGGUGGCGUGCUGGCCAACGGACGCGGCCGGCUGAUGAAGAGCUUCUCGGAGGCGGGGGGCUGCUUCGCGGACGGCGCAGCAGGCGGCCCAGGGGCGGGGGGCGCGGACGACACGUCGCACGAGCCGCUGCAGCGCACACAGUCCGAGGAGCCGCCGCGCUCGCCCUUCCUCCCAACCGCGUCACGUAAGAUCCUGAUCGACUUCGAGCCGGCGCCGGUGGAGCGUCGGCCGCGGAAGCGCCUGCUGCAGAAGACGCUGUCGGAGGGCGAGAUGCUGCGCGUGGGCGUAGGCCCGGUGGGCGGCGGCGGGGGCGGCACGGGCGCCACGCCCCCCGCCAGGCUGCCCCCCGACGAGCCGCUGGAGAAGCAGAAGCGCGCCUUCGCCUCCACGCCUGCCGACAUGGAAAUUACCUUUACACCCCCGUGCGACCUACCGACGCCUUACGCGUCGAAGCAUCCGUGUACGUGUUUCACUGCGGCAGGCCUGUCGGCGGCGGCGGACGAGGACGAGUUCCACGAGAACCUCAUCUUCCGCGGGCUGUUCCGCAAGCGGUCCGUGUCGCUGGAGGACGCGGGGCCGGCGUCGCUGGGACCCCUCGACAGCCCCGCCGCCGGGGAGUUCCACUCGGCGCCCGCCUCGCCAGAGCCGCCCUCGCCGCCCCCGACCGCCGCCCCCGCGACCGCUGCCCCCGCAGCCAGCAGCGUGGCCGGCCGACCGCAGCUUCCCACGCCCACGCCCACGCCCGCGCCCGCCCCCGCGCCGCGCACCCAGCGCUCCUCGCCGUCCGCCUCCUGCGACUCGCUGGCCGCCGAGCUGCGCACCGACCACAGCGACGGCAUCUGGAACGAGUCGCAGGCCACGGUCACCCGACCUGACUGUAUCUUGGCGAUGACGCCGUCUUCCCGGCGGAAGCACCUGCUGCUGCUGCAGCACCAGCAGCGCUCCUCCAUGGACACCGACGCGCUCGACGAGGAGCUCGACCUCUCCGAUGCCACCCAGCCGCAGCAGCCCCUGUCUCCACGGAUUUGCAUCGACGCUCCGGUACAGCAGGCUAACAGCGGGCCCAGUACCUGCAACGAAAGGCUGGAGCGUUACUCUCAGGACUCGGCGGGCCUGUCGCCGCGCCGCAGCCGCAGGACUGGCAACACUACGAUGACGAACACGACGACGACAACGACGAGCUCGGAGCUGGCCCGCACCGACUCUGGCCGCACCAACACGGACCUGUCGGAGACGAGCGAGGACUACGUGACGGCGGACGGCAAUUCGCACACCGACACGGCGGGCUACGUGGCGUGGCCGGUGGGCACGCCCGUGUCCGCCCCCGGCGGCGUGGGGGCGGCGGGGCGGGGGUGUGUCCGGCUGUUGGACAUGCUCACGGGCGGUAUCGCCGGUGUCAAGGUGCUGGGACGCCUCCAGGUGUAUCGGUCCAGAGAGACGCUCAUCAACGGCGUCUUGCGAGAGUGGACCGAGGAGGAACGCCGACGCCGCAAGAAGACGUUCCGGCUGGAUUUCUCGCCGCUGGGCGCCGGCCCGCACACCGACUGGGACUCCCCGCCGUCCACAGGCUCUCGCACAACCCCGGAUGGCUGGCGGCGCGGCGGCACGCCCCCCGGAGCUCCGACACAAGCACCCUCCGCCACUUCCACUGCGCCGCGACGCUCCAAGGUCGCCCAGGCGCACCGCCGACAGGCGAAGAAGUGCUUGGCAGCGGGCAUGGUGCGGAGCCCCGCCAUGCACGAGGGCUUCCGCGCGGACGACUGGGCGGCGCCGCUGCAGCGCUCCACGCCAGGCCACAGCCCGCCGGAGGGGGCGGCGCCGGGGGUGCCUGCCACUGGCUGCCCCCAAAUUCAGCAGCAAGCUGUAGCCCUCGACCUCGCUGGGGCGCAGCUGCACGCGUACUGUAUCGCGUCACUGAAUGCCAACGGCACCCGAGCCCCCGUCACGAUCCAUCUCCUGAAAAAAAUGAUAUCGACUUCGAAACAAGACACUGCGCUGUUACAGAAGGUGCACUACACUUGCUGUGAUGGAAAUCCAUUCCAAACCGAGUGCACCUGCAGCCACGUUAAGACAGUGUUUUUGUUGGCGCCGCCGCCGCAGGAGGGCGUGGCCAGCCCCGAGGCGCAGCGGCUAAAGGCGCUGAGCGCGGAGUCUCUGCGCUCGGUGAGCCCGGGCAGCGACAGCGUCUUCUACUCGGAGGCGGGCGAGCUGAGCAGCAACACGAUGACCGCCGCCACCGACACCGCCGCCGGCGUCGUCUGCCACCACUGCGGCCGCGAGGUCGCCGUCCUCUCCGGGCCCGAGGAGCUGGAGAGCACGGCGGCGGACGGCCCGUCGCCGGACAUCGUGCAGCCGCCGGCGGGCUUCGCAGACUCCCCGGAAGGCCCCCGCCAGCAGGCGCAGCAGCAGCAGCAGCAGCAGCAGCAGCCGCGCCUCUACAAGAAGGCCAAGUCCGAGGAGCGGGGGCGCGGCCGCGAGGACCGCGUGCGCCUCAGGCCCCUGGCGCGCUCCACGGACGCCAGCAUGGAGACGCUGCACUUAGAGAAAGCUUUUGACAAUGUUGACUGGUCAGGUGUGUAUGCGGAAACGUACAAGAAAGCAACGUGGAUCUACAUUGGCGAAACUGAAGAGGUGCACGUGUGGCAGAAACCGGAAUCCAGGUCGCAGGACAAAGACGACAAGGCCAGCGACGGGACGAGCGAACGCCGGGACUCGCUCGAGUCGACCAUCUCUGAGCGGGACUUCCGUCGCAAGUAUCAGGCCAUCACCCACCGUAUGGUGCACAGGAAGGCCACCGUCGAGAUGUACCGACGCCUCGCCAACGACUCCUUCGACUGCGACAAGACGGUGGUGGUGCGGCGGCAGUCUGGGGAGUUCGGCUUCCGCAUCCACGGCUCCAAGCCGGUGGUGGUGUCCGCCAUCGAGCCCGACACGCCUGCCGAGUCGUCGGGCCUGGAGGUGGGCGACAUCGUCAUCACCGUCAACGGCCACGACGUGCUCGACGCCUCCCACUCAGAGGUCGUCAAGCUGGCGCACGCAGGCUCUGAGACGCUGAAGCUGGGCGUGGCCCGCACGGCCAACGUGCUGACGCCGGUGCUGCGCGAGCCGGGCGCGGGCAAGGCGCUCUACUCGGGCUUCCUGUGGCGGCUGGGCGGCGCGGGCGGCACCACCUGGGUGCGCCGCUGGUUCUCCCUCAAGCGCGACAACUGCCUCUACUACUACAAGACUGAUGCGGAGAGCCUGCCGCUGGGCGCGCUCAUGCUGCACCGGUACGCGGCGUCGCGCUGCGAGGCGGCCGGCCGCCAGCACUGCCUGCAGCUGGCGCGCAAGGGCGGCCUGGGGCUGACGCUGGCCGCAGACUCGGAGGAGGCGCUCACGCGCUGGCUCGCCGUCCUCUCGCACGCCAUCGAGCGCAACAACCACGCGGACGAGUGGCUGGAGGCGACGCAGCGAGCCCUGCGGCUGCCCGCCAGCAGCGUGCUGCAGCCCGACUGCGCCGGCUACCUCACGCAGAUAGGGCCCAAGUGGCGGCGCCGCUUCUGCGUGCUCAAGGACGCCUGUCUCUACUUCUACCAGGACAGCACCGCGGACUCCGCCAUCGGGAUGGCGUGUCUGCACGGCUACCGGGUGCAGAACUGCGGCACGGGUGAGAAGCGCUUGUCCUUCGAGGUCCUGCCGCCCGAUGCUCGCCAGCGACACUUCUACUUCCAUGCAGAAUCGGAGCUCGACAAAAAGAAGUGGUUGGCGGCCCUGGAGUACUCGAUCGACCGGUGGAUCCGCGUGGGCUGACGGCGGUGCCACGCGUGCCGGCGGCGCGCCCGCUCCCGCUCGCGCUCGCGGCUGCUGUCCGAGGCGGCGCUCGCGGACGCAGAGG
Molecule: messenger RNA, 4792 nt
Organism: Schistocerca cancellata (South American locust)
Lineage: Eukaryota; Metazoa; Arthropoda; Insecta; Orthoptera; Acrididae
Exons: 32
Coding region: 1-4707 (1568 amino acids)
Molecular function (GO): protein binding
Source: RefSeq, a predicted model, not a curated record